AUGUUAGAUCGCCGACAAUGUAAUCUCCAAUCGAUACCGCAUGAUAUUGAUCGUAAUGCGCGAACACUGGAAGAAAUGUACUUGGAUUGCAAUCAUAUCAAAGAUCUGGAUAAGCCACUAUUUCGGUGCCGAAAAUUAAAAAUUCUAAGUUUGAGUGAAAAUGAGGUUAUUCGUUUGCCUUCCGACAUUGCUCAUCUUACUUAUCUCGAGGAGCUCAAUCUUAAAGGGAACGAUGUUUCGGAUCUUCCGGAAGAAAUAAAAAAUUGUAUUCAGUUGAAGAUUCUUGAUCUUAGCUCAAAUCCUAUUACAAGGCUGCCACAGACAAUAACUCAAUUAACAUCGAUGACAAGCCUUGGUUUAAAUGACAUUUCACUUACUCAAAUGCCCCACGAUAUUGGUCAUUUGCGAAAUUUGCGAUCUCUCGAAGUUCGCGAAAAUUUACUGCGAACAGUACCUCCAUCAAUAAGCGAAUUAAACCAGCUGCGAAGGCUAGAUCUUGGCCAUAAUGAACUUGAUGAUUUGCCAAACGAAAUAGGUAUGUUGGAGAAUUUGGAAGAAUUAUAUGUUGACCAGAAUGAUUUGGAAGCUCUUCCCGAGUCGAUUGUUCAAUGCCGUUCGUUGGAACAACUGGAUGUUUCCGAAAAUAAAUUAAUGGUAUUGCCGGAUGAGAUUGGAGAUUUGGAAAAGUUAGAUGACCUUACCGUUGCUCAGAAUUGUCUGCAAGUGCUGCCGAGUUCGAUUGGACGCUUGAAAAAACUGUCUAUACUGAAAGCAGAUCGUAAUGCAAUUACGCAGUUAACGCCAGCAAUUGGUAGCUGUCAUGCAUUAACAGAAAUUUAUUUAACUGAGAAUUUGCUCACAGAAAUUCCAAGUUCACUGGGUAAUUUGAAAAGCUUGCGGACGCUUAAUUUGGAUAAGAAUCAGUUAAAAGAACUUCCUCCUACUAUUGGUGGUUGUACAUCUUUAUCAGUUCUUUCACUUCGUGAUAAUUUAAUAGAACAACUUCCACUUGAAAUUGGGCGGCUUGAAAACUUGCGAGUAUUGGAUGUUUGCAACAAUCGUCUCAAUUAUUUACCGUUUACAGUAAAUGUUCUUUUCAAAUUGAGAGCUUUGUGGCUGUCUGAGAAUCAGUCACAAGCAAUGUUGAAGUUGCAAACGGAACAAGAUCCGAGGACAGGAAUCAAAGUUCUAACUUGUUAUCUCUUGCCGCAAAGCAAUUCUCAACUUGUAGAACAAGCUCCGCCAAGCCGUUCGUUUAUUGGUGGUCCAAAAGUACAUUUUGGUAGUGAUCUGGAAGAAACGCAUGAAGAUGAAGAAAAUGAAUUAGGACAGUUUUCGCGACAUGACACUCCUCAUCCAAAACCGCACUCCCAUGCACCAAAAUUCAAAAAGCAGUCUAUCGAUGGUCACAUCAUUCAUCAUGAUGGUGAUCAGUCCACAAAACCACCAACACUGACGUUAAAUUCUGCUCGAAAGCGUGGUACUGAUGAAGGUUCACCUCGUGCUCUGUCUCCAACUGUACCGGCAGAUACCCAGAUUACUUCACUUCGAAGUGCACUGAAGCAUCCACCUGUACUUCCAUCUGCCAGUAAUUUUGAUCACAGUAUUGAACGCAUAGUAGAUCAACGACAAAAGUUAUCACCAGGUGUUGAAAUACUGAAUAUAAAAAUUCGUCGUGAUACAAAUGGAGGUCUCGGCUUGUCCAUUGCUGGUGGUUUGGAAUCAACACCUUAUAAAGAUGACGAUACUGGUUUAUUCGUUUCAAAACUUACUGAUGGUGGCCCGGCAAUGAUUGCCGGACUGCGAGUUGGUGACAAGCUACUUCGUGUUAAUAAAACUGAUGUAGUCAAUGUACGACAUCAGGCAUCGGUAACAUCAAUGCAGGAUGCUCGAGAUGUCGUAGAGUUAACAAUUUUGCGUGAUUCGCGUGAUACGCUGUCUUCCUGUAUUGCUGCCAGCGGUUACACUAUAUCUCCAAAUCAGAGUAUUGAUAAUUCAUUUGUUUCGGACUCAGUCGAGACGACAUCAUCAAUGACAAAGGAGACAAUUUCAACAACAGUUCGCAGGGAUGUGAAUGGUUCGCCAGGAUUCAGUGUUGCAGGUGGUACAGGUGAUGUAAUUGUGAUAUCAUGUAUCGCUUCUGGUGGUGCGGCUGAAAGAGAUGGCAAGUUGCGCGUUGGUGAUCGUGUACUUUCGAUAAAUGGCACAAAUAUGAAAGGUGCACGACAUGACCAAGCAGUAGCAUUACUAACUGGGCAUAGUGGGAGUGAUAUUUACCUGGUGGUGCAGCGAGAUCGUGCAAAUCAGACCGUUACCAUACCUCCUUCUUCACCGAGUUUGUCUUCAAAAACACUCGCAGUUGAACGGAUAUCGCCACCAAGGAAAAGUGGUUUCGGUGAUCCUUCUUGGGAUGGUAAAACUGAAGAAGUAGAACUUAUGCGUGAUAACCACUCGCUGGGCUUAUCAAUUGUUGGUGGUAGUGAUCAUUCUUCGCAUCCAUUUGGUGUCAACGCACCUGGCGUAUUUAUUUCAAAGAUAACACCUAAUUCACCAGCAGGUCGUUCACAGAGACUACGUAUUGGAGACAGAAUAUUAUCGGUGAACAAUAUCAAUAUCCGUACAGCGAAGCAUCAAACAGCAGUGGAGGCCUUGAAACAAAAUGAUAGAACAGUACGUUUGUUAGUCAUUCAUGAACCACAGCCACCAGGCUUAAGGCAAGUAACAAUCAAGCGAAACGUUGGCGAAGCACUAGGAUUAAAUAUUUGUGGAGGUAUCGGUAGUCCACCUGCCAAUCCUCUUGACAAAUCGGAUGAAGGCAUCUUCAUCGAAAAGGUCGAACGAAAUGGUCCUGCAGCUAUUUCAUCGUUGUCGGUAGGAACUCGAAUUCUGGAGGUUAACGAUGAGUCUCUCUUGGGAUGCUCACAGGAAGAGGCAGCUCGUAUUUUACGUCAGUCUGGCACAACUGUACGGCUACUAGUCUGUGAUGCUUUUUGUAUACCUUCUACUGCUGUGUCUUCCACGUUUGUGAGUCAAGUUAAUAGUGAUACCCCUAUUGUAUCCAGCGAACGUCAGACUACUGUUUCCAGUAGCCUUUUAAAUACUGAUGUUCAAGAAUCAUUAAGUGGCUCUUCGUCACAGCAAUUCAAGCAGUCUUCAUCACCGGACACUGGAGUUUCCGAAACAAUCAGAACACUGGCUUCCAUUUCGACUGAUAGUCCCUUGGCCACUUCUUCUCCAAUUCCGCCUUCUUUAUCGUCUGUUGUGGCAUAUUCAUCAACUUCGAGUUUACCGCAACCUUUAUCUCCGUUUUCAUCAUCAAAUACAACUACUUUUUCUACGUCAAACCUUCAUCCAGCAGUUCCUCCUCCGAUCGCACCAAAGCCGAAAAUCAUUCCAGAUCAGAAUGGGAAUGCAGUUGGUGCAUCUUCACCGCUUAUUUCUUUUGGUGAACAAUUUGAAAAGCAAAAAGAACGCACAGUUUCGUCAGCGCAGUCCUCAUCUCCAUCCACGUCGUCCUGGUCGUCGACUCCGAAUCCCGAACGGUUGGCAUUUUCAUCGAAAUUAGAAAAAUUCGAGCGCGAAAUUGAAAUUAAAAGGCCAGAUGCUAACCCCACGACAAAAUCCACCCUUCCUCCCGCGAAGAAACCAUUUUUAAAUGAAGACGAAAUUCGGAAAAUGAAAGAAGAAGAAACUAGGAAAGUAGCGAGUGGAUCCACAAGAAUAACCUUCAGCCCCGCAGAUGAUGAGCUCGACUGUUCAUUCGAACAUAUCCUCAAUAACAGUGCUGUGCCUCGCACGAUGCCAACUGUAAUACGCACAAAAAAAGCGGAGAAUCGUAUGGUAGCUUGUUCUCCAUUCCCAGUUCUAAGUGGUGAACCAUUAAAUUCUGUUGAGCAACGAGCUAUGGAACAUCAAAAGCGUCAGGAAUGGCGGCAAGCGAGGUUCAAAUCUCUGGAAGCCGACUCAAAAGCUGCAGAUGAAGUUAUGCAGCAAGUUGAGCAAAUUAACAAUAGACUGGCAAAUAUUAUAGAAGAACACAACAACUCUCCUUUACUUGGAAAUGAGAAGAUUUUGCAAAAUGAAACUUCAUUUGAAAGAAAUGAGUAUGUCGAUCCAAUCACUGGUGAUACGACUAUUUCACUUGUUGAAAAAAGUGUCACUCAGAGAGAGAUAAACACAUCUUCCACAUUAAUCAGUGAUUUGAGUACAGAAAUAGCGAAUAAUUCGAAAAAAUCUGAGAUAAACGUCAGUCAAAAUUAA
Messenger RNA from Brugia malayi, 4260 nucleotides. RefSeq lists its product as uncharacterized. The transcript is spliced from 29 exons. The record is from RefSeq and is a predicted model, not a curated record. Bases 1 to 4260 code for a protein of 1419 amino acids. Gene Ontology annotation, molecular function: protein binding. NCBI's taxonomy places the organism in Eukaryota, Metazoa, Nematoda, Chromadorea, Rhabditida, Onchocercidae. Gene Ontology annotation, cellular component: postsynaptic density; postsynaptic membrane; adherens junction. Gene Ontology annotation, biological process: neurotransmitter receptor transport, endosome to postsynaptic membrane; neurotransmitter receptor transport postsynaptic membrane to endosome.